Messenger RNA from Clupea harengus (Atlantic herring), 5338 nucleotides. It is a transcript of the gene myo1eb, whose product is annotated as myosin IEb. Lineage: Eukaryota; Metazoa; Chordata; Actinopteri; Clupeiformes; Clupeidae. Gene Ontology annotation, cellular component: actin cytoskeleton; plasma membrane; myosin complex. Gene Ontology annotation, molecular function: ATP binding; microfilament motor activity; actin filament binding. Gene Ontology annotation, biological process: actin filament organization; endocytosis. The record is from RefSeq and is a predicted model, not a curated record.
GCGAAAUUAAGAAAGCAAUAACAUUGUUUAUGAUCAAUAUGUCGAUCUCCAGUGGCCAAUAUCAUAACUGGACAGCUUUUAUUACAUCAUGUUGUAGCAUGGCAGAAUCCUAUGAAAUCAAGAAUGCAUGAGGUCAUGCAGUACUGGUCAAAGAUGUACAAUACGUCAUCAUUAUUCCAGUAAGUCAUCUUGUGACUGAAAAAUGGCUUAUGUCUCAGUCUGUGUAUUAAUCAUCCUCUUCUGUCUAUGAGGAACUGAUGAGGUAAACGUUUAGGUUUAGAUCGUGGUUAAAACUGUUUCUAGAAAUUCUCUUACGCUCUGGAAUGCAUUAUUGUUUGGUCCUACACCUAUGAACUUGGCUAGAAAUAUUUUCGGCUUGAUGAUAACUAUGUGUAGGACAGCCCUGCUAUUUAGAAAGUGGAAUAAGGGAAGAGUGGUCCUCAGGAAAGUAUGACUUAAUACAAACUCAAACACGUCUUCUUACCAUUAGGAAAAGUAGUUAUUAAGCUUUUAUUGAAGAUGGUAUGAAUCAAUUCUAACUAUUUUCCUGAAACUUCCCAUUUUACAUCUUCAUUUGAUUGACAACAGAUUAAAUGGUCAAAUUGGACGAGUUUAAAAAAGUCUGUUUUCCAACAGUCAUUACCUUCUCCGCCUUCAGAUGGCAUUGUUGUGACUGCUAUCCAUAGCUCAGGCCUGCUUCUUUCCCACAAUGCUUGACGCGCAUCGAAAUUUUGCCCUACCUGUCCACACUUGCCGCUGUUCAUCAAUUUCUUCACCUCCGACUUCCAACAACCUGGCCUCUCCCUCAGCUCUACCGUUCCUGGCUAGGAAAGUCCAAGGAGUGGUCAGAGAAUGAAAAGAUUUCGUUGUGGAAAAGUAAAACGCUGUUUUGAAAUGGACCUUUUGAAUUUAUCUCAGAGGAAUUUAUACCGAGUUUAAUGAUAUCCUACACUCGGCUGGUUUAAGGAGUUGGAGGAGUUUUUUUCUUUCAUCAUUUUGAAGAAGGCAAACAGGAAGUAUUCACAAUCGGUAAACAACCAUGGGGAGUAAGGAGCAAUACCACUGGCAGACCCAGAAUGUGAAGGUGAGCGGUGUGGACGACAUGGUCCUGCUCUCCAAGAUCAAUGAAGACUCCAUCACCGAAAACCUCAAGAAGAGAUACAUGGACGACUACAUCUUUACCUAUAUCGGUCCAGUGCUGAUCUCAGUCAAUCCCUUCAAACAGCUGCCAUACUUCACUGAUCGAGAAGUGGAAUUGUACCAGGGUGCAGCCCAGUAUGAGAAUCCACCACACAUCUACGCAUUGGCAGACAACGUGUACCGCAACAUGAUGAUUGACAUGGAGAACCAGUGUGUGAUAAUCAGUGGAGAGAGUGGUGCUGGCAAGACAGUGGCAGCCAAGUACAUCAUGAGCUACAUCUCCAAAGUGUCGGGGGGAGGGCCUAAAGUUCAGCAUGUGAAAGACAUCAUCCUGCAGUCCAACCCCCUCCUGGAGGCUUUCGGAAAUGCCAAGACCGUGCGCAACAACAACUCCAGCCGCUUCGGUAAAUAUUUCGAGAUCCAGUUCAGUCGAGGAGGUGAGCCUGAUGGAGGAAAGAUCUCAAACUUCCUUUUGGAAAAAUCGAGAGUGGUCUCCCAGAAUCAGGAGGAGAGGAACUUCCACAUCUACUACCAGCUCCUAAGCGGGGCUACCAAAGAGCAGAGAGAGAAUCUUGGCGUCACAACAGCAGAUUACUACACCUAUCUCAACCAGUCUGGCACCUACACUGUGGAGGAUGUCAACGACAAGAAGGAAUUUCAAGACACCAUGGAGGCCAUGUCGGUGGUGGGCUUGACUCUUGACGAGCGGGACACUGUGCUGCAGAUUGUUGCAGGGAUCCUCCAUCUUGGAAACAUAGCUUUCAGAGAGGAGGGCAACAAUGCAGUGGUGGAUAGUGAAGACUUCUUAGCCUUCCCAGCCUAUUUGUUGGGUAUUGACCAAGAGGGUCUAAAGAAUAAGCUGACCAGCCGCAUCAUGGACAGCAAGUGGGGUGGGAAGACGGAGACCAUCGCUGUCACCCUCAACCGAGAGCAGGCCUCCUUCACCAGAGACGCCCUCUCCAAAGCACUCUACUCCCGCCUGUUCGACUUCCUGGUGGACGUAAUAAACAAAGCCAUGCAGAAGGACAAUGAGGAGUUCAACAUCGGGGUGCUGGACAUCUAUGGUUUUGAGAUCUUUCAGAAAAAUGGUUUUGAGCAGUUCUGUAUCAACUUCGUGAAUGAAAAACUGCAGCAGAUUUUCAUUGAGCUCACAUUGAAAGCUGAGCAGGAAGAGUAUGUGCAGGAGGGAAUACGAUGGACGCCCAUAGAGUACUUCAAUAACAAAAUUGUGUGCGACUUAAUCGAGUCCAAAUUGAAUCCCCCUGGCAUCAUGAGUAUCCUGGACGAUGUGUGUGCCACUAUGCAUGCCAAGGGUGAGGGGGCAGACCAGACCCUCAUCCAGAAGCUCCAGACAGGGAUUGGCAAUCAUGAGCACUUCAACAACUGGAACAAGGGCUUCGUAGUACACCACUAUGCUGGCAAGGUGUCAUAUGAUGUCAGUGGUUUCUGUGAGAGGAACAGGGAUGUGCUGUUCAAUGACAUCAUUGAGCUGAUGCAGAGCAGUGAAUUCGAGUUUAUCAAAGACCUUUUCCCAGAAAAUCUCGAUGCGGAGAAAAGGGGGCGCCCUACCACUGCAGGCACCAAAAUCAAGAAACAGGCCAAUGACCUGGUGCAGAGGCUGAUGAAGAGCACGCCCCACUACAUCCGCUGCAUCAAGCCCAACGAGACCAAGAAGCCACGGGACUGGGAGGACAGCCGCGCCAAGCACCAGGUGGAGUACCUGGGGCUCAGGGAGAACAUCCGCGUACGCCGGGCAGGCUUCGCCUUCCGCCGGCCCUUCAAGAAGUUCCUGCAAAGAUAUGCCAUCCUGACCAAAGAGACGUGGCCCCAGUGGAAGGGGGAGGAGAAGAAAGGGGUCCUGCACCUGCUCAGCUCUGUCAACAUGGACUCUGACCAGUACCAGCUGGGCAAGGCCAAAAUCUUUGUCAAAGCUCCAGAAUCGCUGUUCCUGCUGGAGGAGAUGAGAGAGAGAAAAUAUAACGGGUAUGCCCGAGUCAUUCAGAAGGCCUGGCGCAAGCACAUUGCUGUUCGCAAAAACGUCAAAAUGCGAGAGGAAGCGUCUGACAUUCUGCUGAAUAAGAAGGAGCGCAGGAAGAACAGCCUGAACCGGAACUUUGUCGGGGACUACAUCGGCACCGACAACCAUCCUGAGAUCCGGCAGUUUGUGGGCCGCAGGGAGAGGAUAGACUUUGCUGAUGUCGUGGUGAAAUACGAUCGCCGGUUCAGGUCUGUGAAGCGUGACCUCAUCCUGACCCCCAAAUUCCUUUACCUGAUUGGUCGGGAGAAGGUGAAGCAGGGCCCAGAGAAGGGCCAGAUCCGGGAGGUCCUGAAGAGACAAAUCGAGGUGGAGAAGAUUCAGUCAGUCUCUCUCAGUACGUUACAGGAUGAUUUCUUCAUUGUGCAUGAGGAGCGUUAUGACAGCGUACUGCAGUGCAUCUUCAAGACCGAGUUCCUCAGCCUGCUGUAUAAACGCUAUGAGGAGAAGACCCAGAGGAAGCUCCCAAUCAAGUUUAACAACCUUCUGGAGUUUAAGGUGAAGAAGGGGGGCUGGGGUCCUUUCUCCUCGGCCGGCUCCAGGCAGAUCCAGUUCCAGGGGGGGCAGGGAGACGAGGCGGUUCUGAAGCCUAGUGGAAAACAAUUGGUUGUCAGUGUUGGACCGGGUCUUCCCAAGAACUCCAGGCCCACUCGACGAGACAACAGGAAGAGCAGACACAUGGGUAACCAGGCCCCCAGCUCAAGAGGGUACUCCCGUGACCCUCAGCGUAAUGAUCCUCGUGGGGGUGGUGGUAGGGGCCGCCAACCGUCAGUCAGGGGCUCUCUGAUCCGCCAGCAGUCCAGCAUGGAGCAGCCCAGCCUGCCUCGACUCCAGGACCAGCGGCAGUCCCGCAACCCCAACCCCAAGAACACUGACAAGGGCUUCAUGAAUGUGCCUGACCAGGGAGUGGCUGGAAUUCAUCGGAGACGGUCGAAGGAAUACAAGCCUGUGCCAGGCUCAGGUCGUCCCAAGCCAGCCCCCAAACCCAAGCCGCGCACUCCACAGUGCAAAGCUCUGUGGCCCUACGACGCCCAGGACACGGAUGAGCUCAGCUUCAAUGGCGAUGACAUUAUUGACAUCCUAACUCAAGAUAGCUCUGGCUGGUGGUAUGGGCGUUUACGAGGACGAGAGGGAAUGUUUCCCGGCAACUAUGUUGAAAAAAUCUGAGCAAAGAUGUCAGUAACAGGAAUCAAUACCAGGAGGACUCGAUUAAUUUGUUCCGUGUGACAUGAGGAGGAUGUGAAACUGCCGUGAAUAAUCAGAGGCAGUAACAACUUGAACAAUGAAGAUGCCAAAUCUUUGGUGUUUUACUGACAAAAAAGCAAACUAGGCAUUAUUAAUUACAGGUUUUUCACACUGAUGCGCACAUAUACAUACAUACAUACAUACAUACAUACAUACAUACAUACAUACAUACAUACAUUCGUGCAUACAUACAUACAACCACACAGACAUACACCCAGUAAACAUGUUAGUAUCUUUAAAUCUAUUAGUUAUUUUAUUGAACAUAGGACAUAUAUAACGGAGCAAAUCUCUAACUGCUAAAAACAGUAGAUUUUGUAAUAGAAAUAUUUUUUCAUUUCGCAGUCAUGUAUUCUUAUGGUAUAAGAAAAAAGUGAACAAAUGUUUAAGCCUCUUGUCAAUGAAAUUGCCUUCUUCUUGAUGUUCCAAUUCCUGUGCAACUUGAAAGAAAUCUACUUAGAUAACUGUUGUACUUCUAAGAGAAUGCUAAACGCAUUUCUGGAUGUUGUUGCAUCUCAUUUUUGCCACUCACAGAAGUGCCAAAUAUUGGUAAUCAAGAUGGGAAUGUCCUUCCAGGAGAGUACCAGAAAGAGUACCAGAGUCUGGAUUGUGUUGUUUGGAGAAGAGGGUCUACUUACUUCUUUUCCUUGCUUUUCCUUACUUCUUUUUCCUUUCCUCAACCCUGUGUUAAUAGACACACCUCUGUUAUUCCAAUAGAAAAACACACUCUUUUAUACACAUUAAUUGUAAAGCUAUAUGAGACUGUUAGUGUGUUUGUCCUUAUGAUUCUACUCAUGAGGGAGCCCUGCCUUUACAUUCUCCAUAUUUCUGUCUAACCCCCUCUAGAACACUUUGAUGAGGCAACAUUUUUAUACAUAUAAAUGUGUCUGUGACCUCAUUAAAACGGUUUUAUCUUGUGAA